AUGGCUCAGGUCCAAGGCCACUGCGAUGCCCGGUUUUCCAAGUUGCGCGACUUAAUGCAAGAAUCCAUUGCAUCUGGACAAGACAUCGGUGCCAGUCUGUGUAUCAAUAUCAACGGCGGGGACAACGUGGUGGAUAUAUGGGGAGGAAUCGCUGACGCGUCGACGAGGAAACCAUGGGAAAAGGAUACAGUGGUGAACGUCUUCUCAACCACCAAACUAGUCACCAACCUGGCAGCUCUGAUGCUGAUCUCGAGAGGCGCGCUCCGCCAAGAGGACAAGGUGGCCCAGCACUGGCCUGAGUUUGCGGCGAACGGGAAGUCUGAGGUCACAGUGGGCGAAAUAUUAUCCCACACAGCGGGUCUCAGCGCGUGGCAGGACAAAAUGACGCUAGAGGACAUAUGCGAUGUCGAGAUGGCAACCGACAAGCUGGCGCGCCAGGCAACGCUGUGGGCUCCCGGAACCGCAAUGGGAUACCACGGUUUGACGCAGGGGUUUCUCGUCGGGGAGCUGGUGCGAAGGAAGACGGGGAUGUCCCUUGAGAAAUUUGUAACGGAGGAGAUCUGCCGGCCGCUGGGCGACGGGGCGGACUUCCAAUUCGGGUGUCGCCAGGAGGACUGGAGUCGGGUGGCCCCCGUCAUACCUCCAUCGGGACCUUCGAUCCAAGAGGUGCUUAGCCAGCAGGUGGGAUAUGACCAGGACUCAAUUAUGGUGCGCACGCUUUGCAACCCUUUGCCCAAGGCAGAGGACGCCAACACUGUGCUCUGGCAGUCCAGCGUACUAGGCUCAGUUAACGGCCACACAAACGCUAGGGCAUUGGUCAAGAUUCUCUCCUGCUUCUCGCUCGGCGGGAUAUGUGCGGCAGGUGAUCAUCGCCUGCUGUCGGCUGAGACAGUGAAACUGGCGUUUACGGAACAUGCAAUUGGGAUGGAUCUGGUGACGGGGCGUAGCGGGAGGCGCGGACUUGGAAUCUACCUCACCGGACCUGGGUCGGGAAUCGCUGAAGGCAAGCUGCCGGAGGGGAGUGUUGGGUGGGGUAGCGGAUGGGGUGGUUCGAUCGUGGUUAUGGAUAGCGACAGGAGGCUCACAAUUGCGUAUACAAUGAAUAGGAUGCUAAAUGGAGAACAUCCUUCCCCGGCAGCGUAUAUAAAGGCGGUUUAUGAGAUACUUCAGGAGUUAGCCUAG
Molecule: messenger RNA, 1182 nt
Organism: Penicillium daleae
Lineage: Eukaryota; Fungi; Ascomycota; Eurotiomycetes; Eurotiales; Aspergillaceae
Product: serine hydrolase domain-containing protein
Exons: 1
Coding region: 1-1182 (393 amino acids)
Source: RefSeq, a predicted model, not a curated record